AUGGUUCAUCGCGAUUCAGAAUUAAUUACUACAUGCUCGAAGGAUAGGAGCUUUACGUUGUUUGCUCCUCAUUUCGAAGGAUUGGAGCUUGCCUUUGUUUACUACCCGGAUUCCAUGAACACGAAUUUGCAAAUGCUUGCUCCUGAAGAUUGGAACAACAUCAUUAGUUUCGAUUCAGAUUCUGCUGCUGAUAUCAAAUUUUUGUCGCUUGCUCCCGAAGUUUCAUAUAUCUCACGUUAUCCAAAAUCAGCGCGAUUCCAACUCAGUUACGAUAGAACUACACGUGAUGUGUAUCACAUGAAUGAUAUAAUGUCUCAUUUAACGAUAAUUCGUCGCAAUCACGCAACCAAUUCAUCAAUCAAGAUCUGCUCAGCUGAAUUGAAUCCAGAUCAUCAUGGCUCAUUUUAA
Thelazia callipaeda (thelaziosis nematode) is the source of this 408-nucleotide messenger RNA. NCBI's taxonomy places the organism in Eukaryota, Metazoa, Nematoda, Chromadorea, Rhabditida, Thelaziidae. The record is from the annotation of a GenBank genome assembly.